Molecule: messenger RNA, 6465 nt
Organism: Pseudoliparis swirei
Lineage: Eukaryota; Metazoa; Chordata; Actinopteri; Perciformes; Liparidae
Product: epiplakin-like
Biological process (GO): wound healing; intermediate filament bundle assembly
Cellular component (GO): keratin filament; cytoskeleton; membrane
Molecular function (GO): keratin filament binding; structural molecule activity
Source: RefSeq, a predicted model, not a curated record
UAACCGGGGUUGGACCUUUUCUUCAAACAUCAGGACAAGAUGGAAUCCAAGCAAAAUGGCCACACAGAGAAAACUACUAUCACCACGACAAUCACAGAGACAAAUGACGUUGACCACUUCCAUGGAAUCAGAAAGGACGUCACUGCUGCAGAGUUGCUCGAAUCAAAAAUCAUCAACGAAGACCUCUACAAAAAUCUUACUUCUGGGAGUGUCACAGUGACAGAAGUAAGUGAAAUGGAAUCGGUGCGUAAGUACCUUGAAGGGACCAACUGCAUUGCAGGGGUGUACCUGCAGUCUACCAAAGAGACCCUCAGCAUCUACCAGGCCAAAAGCAAAGGCCUGCUGACUCCUGGUACCACUCUGAUUCUGCUGGAGGCCCAAGCUGCCACCGGCUUUGUCAUCGACCCAGUGAACAACAAGAAACUUUCUGUCGAGGAAGCUGUAGCCCAAAAAGUGGUUGGCAGUGAGUGGAAAAGCAAGCUGCUUUCAGCAGAAAGGGCAGUUACCGGAUACAAAGAUCCCUACACUGGAGACAUAAUCUCAUUGUUCCAGGCCUUGCAAAAAGAUCUCAUCGUCAAAGUUCAUGGAAUCCGUCUCCUUGAAGCACAAAUUGCCACCGGAGGCAUAAUUGACCCAGUGUACAGUCACAGGGUACCUGUACAGGUGGCAUACACAAGAGGAUACUUUGACAAAGAGAUGAACGAGAUUCUGUCUGACCCUGAUGACGACACAAAGGGCUUCUUUGACCCCAACACACAAGAGAAUCUCACCUAUCUUCAACUGGUUGAGAGGUGUAUCACAGAUCCCAUCACAGGCCUUAGCUUACUGGUGAUUGCGAAGAAAGACGAGUUGUAUUUCUUUGUUGACGAGGCAACCAAACUAAUUCUGAAAUCUACAACAACAACCAGAGCAGAAGGGAAUUACCAAGGAACAACCAUGACUCUAUGGGAUCUGCUCUACUCCAAAUACAUCAUUGAGGAGAAGAGGAGAGAGCUUGUGCAGCAGUAUAAGUCUGGAUCAAUCACAAUCGAAAGCUUCUUGGAAACCAUCCUGACAAUCAUUGAGCAGCAAACCGAGUUUAGCUCAUCUUCAUCAAUGGUCAUGUGCCAACCACCUGAAAGAAGGGUGGACAGCAGCACACUGAAAACUACUAUCACCACUACAGUCACAGAGACGAAUGACGUUGACCACUUCCAUGGAAUCAGAAAGGACGUCACUGCUGCAGAGUUGCUCGAAUCAAAAAUCAUCAACGAAGACCUCUACAAAAAUCUUACUUCUGGGAGUAUCACAGUGACAGAAGUAAGUGAAAUGGAAUCGGUGCGUAAGUACCUUGAAGGGACCAACUGCAUUGCAGGGGUGUACCUGCAGUCUACCAAAGAGACCCUCAGCAUCAACCAGGCCAAAAGCAAAGGCCUGCUGACUCCUGGUACCACUCUGGUUCUGCUGGAGGCCCAAGCUGCCACCGGCUUUGUCAUCGACCCAGUGAACAACAAGAAACUUUCUGUAGAGGAAGCUGUAGCCCAAAAAGUGGUUGGCAGUGAGUGGAAAAACAAGCUGCUUUCAGCAGAAAGGGCAGUUACCGGAUACAAAGAUCCCUACACUGGAGACAUAAUCUCAUUGUUCCAGGCCUUGCAAAAAGAUCUCAUUGUCAAAGUUCAUGGAAUCCGUCUCCUUGAAGCACAAAUUGCCACUGGAGGCAUAAUUGACCCAGUCUACAGUCACAGGGUACCUGUACAGGUGGCAUACACAAGAGGAUACUUUGAUAAAGAGAUGAACGAGAUUCUGUCUGACCCUGAUGACGACACAAAGGGCUUCUUUGACCCCAACACACAAGAGAAUCUCACCUAUCUUCAACUGGUUGAGAGGUGUAUCACAGAUCCCAUCACAGGCCUUAGCUUACUGGUGAUUGCGAAGAAAGACGAGUUGUAUUUCUUUGUUGACGAGGCAACCAAACUAAUUCUGAAAUCUACAACAACAACCAAAGCAGAAGGGAAAUACCAAGGAACAACCAUGACUCUAUGGGAUCUGCUCUACUCCAAAUACAUCACCGAGGAGAAGAGGAGAGAGCUUGUGCAGCAGUAUAAGUCUGGAUCAAUCACAAUCGAAAGCUUCUUGGAAACCAUCCUGACGAUCAUUGAGCAGCAAACUGAGUUUAGCUCUUCUUCAUCAAUGGUCAUGUGCCAACCACCUGAAAGAAGGGUGGACAGCAGCACACUGAAAACUACUAUCACCACUACAGUCACAGAGACAAAUGACGUUGACCACUUCCAUGGAAUCAGAAAGGACGUCACUGCUGCCGAGUUGCUCGAAUCAAAAAUCAUCAACGAAGACCUCUACAAAAAUCUUACUUCUGGGAGUAUCACAGUGACAGAAGUAAGUGAAAUGGAAUCGGUGCGUAAGUACCUUGAAGGGACCAACUGCAUUGCAGGGGUGUACCUGCAGUCUACCAAAGAGACCCUCAGCAUCUACCAGGCCAAAAGCAAAGGCCUGCUGACUCCUGGUACCACUCUGGUUCUGCUGGAGGCCCAAGCUGCCACCGGCUUUGUCAUCGACCCAGUGAACAACAAGAAACUUUCUGUAGAGGAAGCUGUAACCCAAAAAGUGGUUGGCAGUGAGUGGAAAAACAAGCUGCUUUCAGCAGAAAGGGCAGUUACAGGAUACAAAGAUCCCUACACUGGAGACAUAAUCUCAUUGUUCCAGGCCUUGCAAAAAGAUCUCAUUGUCAAAGUUCAUGGAAUCCGUCUCCUUGAAGCACAAAUUGCCACUGGAGGCAUAAUUGACCCAGUGUACAGUCACAGGGUACCUGUACAGGUGGCAUACACAAGAGGAUACUUUGAUAAAGAGAUGAACGAGAUUCUGUCUGACCCUGAUGACGACACAAAGGGCUUCUUUGACCCCAACACACAAGAGAAUCUCACCUAUCUUCAACUGGUUGAGAGGUGUAUCACAGAUCCCAUCACAGGCCUUAGCUUACUGGUGAUUGCGAAGAAAGACGAGUUGUAUUUCUUUGUUGAUGAGGCAACCAAACUAAUUCUGAAAUCUACAACAACAACCAGAGCAGAAGGGAAAUACCAAGGAACAACCAUGACUCUAUGGGAUCUGCUCUACUCCAAAUACAUCAUUGAGGAGAAGAGGAGAGAGCUUGUGCAGCAGUAUAAGUCUGGAUCAAUCACAAUCGAAAGCUUCUUGGAAACCAUCCUGACAAUCAUUGAGCAGCAAACCGAGUUUAGCUCAUCUUCAUCAAUGGUCAUGUGCCAACCACCUGAAAGAAGGGUGGACAGCAGCACACUGAAAACUACUGUCACCACUACAGUCACAGAGACGAAUGACGUUGACCACUUCCAUGGAAUCAGAAAGGACGUCACUGCUGCAGAGUUGCUCGAAUCAAAAAUCAUCAACGAAGACCUCUACAAAAAUCUUACUUCUGGGAGUAUCACAGUGACAGAAGUAAGUGAAAUGGAAUCGGUGCGUAAGUACCUUGAAGGGACCAACUGCAUUGCAGGGGUGUACCUGCAGUCUACCAAAGAGACCCUCAGCAUCAACCAGGCCAAAAGCAAAGGCCUGCUGACUCCUGGUACCACUCUGGUUCUGCUGGAGGCCCAAGCUGCCACCGGCUUUGUCAUCGACCCAGUGAACAACAAGAAACUUUCUGUAGAGGAAGCUGUCGCUCAAGGAGUGGUUGGCAGUGAGUGGAAAAAGAAGCUGCUUUCAGCAGAAAGGGCAGUUACAGGAUACAAAGAUCCCUACACUGGAGACAUAAUCUCAUUGUUCCAGGCCUUGCAAAAAGAUCUCAUUGUCAAAGUUCAUGGAAUCCGUCUCCUUGAAGCACAAAUUGCCACUGGAGGCAUAAUUGACCCAGUCUACAGUCACAGGGUACCUGUACAGGUGGCAUACACAAGAGGAUACUUUGAUAAAGAGAUGAACGAGAUUCUGUCUGACCCUGAUGACGACACAAAGGGCUUCUUUGACCCCAACACACAAGAGAAUCUCACCUAUCUUCAACUGGUUGAGAGGUGUAUCACAGAUCCCAUCACAGGCCUUAGCUUACUGGUGAUUGCGAAGAAAGACGAGUUGUAUUUCUUUGUUGACGAGGCAACCAAACUAAUUCUGAAAUCUACAACAACAACCAAAGCAGAAGGGAAAUACCAAGGAACAACCAUGACUCUAUGGGAUCUGCUCUACUCCAAAUACAUCACCGAGGAGAAGAGGAGAGAGCUUGUGCAGCAGUAUAACUCUGGAUCAAUCACAAUCGAAAGCUUCUUGGAAACCAUCCUGACGAUCAUUGAGCAGCAAACUGAGUUUAGCUCUUCUUCAUCAAUGGUCAUGUGCCAACCACCUGAAAGAAGGGUGGACAGCAGCACACUGAAAACUACUAUCACCACUACAGUCACAGAGACAAAUGACGUUGACCACUUCCAUGGAAUCAGAAAGGACGUCACUGCUGCCGAGUUGCUCGAAUCAAAAAUCAUCAACGAAGACCUCUACAAAAAUCUUACUUCUGGGAGUAUCACAGUGACAGAAGUAAGUGAAAUGGAAUCGGUGCGUAAGUACCUUGAAGGGACCAACUGCAUUGCAGGGGUGUACCUGCAGUCUAGCAAAGAGACCCUCAGCAUCUACCAGGCCAAAAGCAAAGGCCUGCUGACUCCUGGUACCACUCUGGUUCUGCUGGAGGCCCAAGCUGCCACCGGCUUUGUCAUCGACCCAGUGAACAACAAGAAACUUUCUGUAGAGGAAGCUGUAGCUCAAGGAGUGGUUGGCAGUGAGUGGAAAAAGAAGCUGCUUUCAGCAGAAAGGGCAGUUACAGGAUACAAAGAUCCCUACACUGGAGACAUAAUCUCAUUGUUCCAGGCCUUGCAAAAAGAUCUCAUUGUCAAAGUUCAUGGAAUCCGUCUCCUUGAAGCACAAAUUGCCACUGGAGGCAUAAUUGACCCAGUCUACAGUCACAGGGUACCUGUACAGGUGGCAUACACAAGAGGAUACUUUGAUAAAGAGAUGAACGAGAUUCUGUCUGACCCUGAUGACGACACAAAGGGCUUCUUUGACCCCAACACACAAGAGAAUCUCACCUAUCUUCAACUGGUUGAGAGGUGUAUCACAGAUCCCAUCACAGGCCUUAGCUUACUGGUGAUUGCGAAGAAAGACGAGUUGUAUUUCUUUGUUGACGAGGCAACCAAACUAAUUCUGAAAUCUACAACAACAACCAAAGCAGAAGGGAAAUACCAAGGAACAACCAUGACUCUAUGGGAUCUGCUCUACUCCAAAUACAUCACCGAGGAGAAGAGAGAGCUUGUGCAGCAGUAUAACUCUGGAUCAAUCACAAUCGAAAGCUUCUUGGAAACCAUCCUGACGAUCAUUGAGCAGCAAACUGAGUUUAGCUCUUCUUCAUCAAUGGUCAUGUGCCAACCACCUGAAAGAAGGGUGGACAGCAGCACACUGAAAACUACUAUCACCACUACAGUCACAGAGACAAAUGACGUUGACCACUUCCAUGGAAUCAGAAAGGACGUCACUGCUGCCGAGUUGCUCGAAUCAAAAAUCAUCAACGAAGACCUCUACAAAAAUCUUACUUCUGGGAGUAUCACAGUGACAGAAGUAAGUGAAAUGGAAUCGGUGCGUAAGUACCUUGAAGGGACCAACUGCAUUGCAGGGGUGUACCUGCAGUCUACCAAAGAGACCCUCAGCAUCUACCAGGCCAAAAGCAAAGGCCUGCUGACUCCUGGUACCACUCUGGUUCUGCUGGAGGCCCAAGCUGCCACCGGCUUUGUCAUCGACCCAGUGAACAACAAGAAACUUUCUGUCGAGGAAGCUGUAGCUCAAGGAGUGGUUGGCAGUGAGUGGAAAAACAAGCUGCUUUCAGCAGAAAGGGCAGUUACCGGAUACAAAGAUCCCUACACUGGAGACAUAAUCUCAUUGUUCCAGGCCUUGCAAAAAGAUCUCAUUGUCAAAGUUCAUGGAAUCCGUCUCCUUGAAGCACAAAUUGCCACUGGAGGCAUAAUUGACCCAGUGUACAGUCACAGGGUACCUGUACAGGUGGCAUACACAAGAGGAUACUUUGACAAAGAGAUGAACGAGAUUCUGUCUGACCCUGAUGACGACACAAAGGGCUUCUUUGACCCCAACACACAAGAGAAUCUCACCUAUCUUCAACUGGUUGAGAGGUGUAUCACAGAUCCCAUCACAGGCCUUAGCUUACUGGUGAUUGCGAAGAAAGACGAGUUGUAUUUCUUUGUUGACGAGGCAACCAAACUAAUUCUGAAAUCUACAACAACAACCAAAGCAGAAGGGAAAUACCAAGGAACAACCAUGACUCUAUGGGAUCUGCUCUACUCCAAAUACAUCACCGAGGAGAAGAGGAGAGCUUGUGCAGCAGUAUAACUCUGGAUCAAUCACAAUCGAAAGCUUCUUGGAAACCAUCCUGACGAUCAUUGAGCAGCAAACUGAGUUUAGCUCUUCUUCAUCAAUGGU